Molecule: messenger RNA, 4235 nt
Organism: Cyprinus carpio (common carp)
Lineage: Eukaryota; Metazoa; Chordata; Actinopteri; Cypriniformes; Cyprinidae
Product: ADP-ribosylation factor-binding protein GGA3-like
Exons: 16
Coding region: 231-2408 (725 amino acids)
Biological process (GO): vesicle-mediated transport; intracellular protein transport
Cellular component (GO): trans-Golgi network
Molecular function (GO): phosphatidylinositol binding; ubiquitin binding; small GTPase binding
Source: RefSeq, a predicted model, not a curated record
AUUUUGUAAUCACCAACAGAGGCGUCUAAAUCAAGGACCUAUACAGGCAGCUGAUGAUACUGCCGGCUGGUGCACUAUUCCUUUAAAAUAUAAAUAAAGCAGUAUUUUGCCGCUGCAUACAAGCUCGGAUGGAACAGAUGAUGUUUUCUUUCAAUAUAGUCAAUUUAAUUUGACGAAUGUCUGUGGUAUUUAAGGAGGAAAUGUGUGGAUUUAUGGAGUCAAAGCGUUAAAUGAGGAUCAUGGCGUUUCCGGAGGGAGAAUCACUGGAAUCCUGGCUCAACAAAGCCACACACCCGACCAACCGGCAGGAGGACUGGGAAUACAUAAUCGGGUUUUGUGACCAGAUCAAUAAGGAGUUGGAAGGUCCUCAGAUAGCUGUGAGACUCCUGGUUCACAAAAUCCAUUCUCAGGAAUGGGAAGCCCUUCAAGCUCUGACGGUGCUAGAGGCUUGUAUGAAGAACUGUGGGCGAAGAUUUCACAACGAAAUAUCCAGAUAUAGGUUUUUAAAUGAGCUGAUUAAAGUGGUUUCACCCAAGUAUAUGGGGGACAGUGUUUCUGACAAGGUGAAGAAUAAGAUCAUUGAGAUGUUGUACAGCUGGACGGUGGUGUUUCCCAAUGAGGCCAAGAUAGCAGACGCGUACCAGACGCUCAAGAGACAGGGUGAGAUGUUACGAGAGAACUUUCUCUGGUCUGUCAUGAGCGGCUGUCUGAUCGAUGUGUUUUCUUUAGGACUUGUGAAGUCGGACCCAGAGCUGACAGUGGACAAAUCCCUGAUCCCGUCCCCUCCGACACGGCCCAAAAACCCAGUGUUUGACAAUGAGGACAUGGGGAAGUUGUUGGCUGAACUUCUGAGGAGUAAAAACCCGGAAGAUCUUCAGGAGGCGAACAGACUCAUCAAAAACAUGGUGAAGGAGGACGAGGCCCGAGUGCAGAAAAUAGCCAAACGCAACAAUACUCUGGAGGAAGUGAACAACAACGUCAAGCUCCUGAGCGAAAUGCUGAGUCAUUACGACAGGGACCGAUCGUCAGACGCUGACCGCGAGCUCAUCAAGGAGCUGUAUGAGCGCUGUGAUAAACUACGACGCACCGCAUUCAAACUGGCCACCGAGGCGGAGGACAACGACUCCAGUUUGGGGGACAUUCUCAAGGCAAACGAUGAUCUGUCCCGAGUAAUCAGCUCUUAUAAACGAAUCGUAGAAGGACAGGCGGAUGACGGCGAGGGUGAAGAUCUCAGACAGGCUGCUAGUGAAGGAUGUGAGACCACGGGCACAUUGAUUGAUCUGGCUGGAUUGGAUGAACCUUCCUCUCCCCCUACCGUCGUUCCUCCUCCUCCUCUUCCUCCUCAGGUCCCGUCAGCCAAUCCCACGGCCUCGCCCAUCCCCGUGCUGCCACCUCCUCCACGCCGAUUGGCCGCCGGUCACGGCAGUCAGACGAGCAGCCCCAGUCACAAACCGCCUGAGCAGCAGACCUCCCUCUCCCUGCUGGACGAUGAACUCUUGUCUCUCGGACUGAAUGAUCCUCCCUCUGUGCCGAACAGACUGAAGUUGGAUGAACUGUCUGGUCAGUGGACGUCCUUACAGGCUCCUGAUCCGGACCUGGACCUGUUUGGGAGCAUCUCAGCUCCGAGUGCCAUCUUUCCGACAACACACACACCUGCGCAGACCUCACACACACCGGCUGUCAGUCAGGGGCUGCAGGAUCUCUCCAUGCUGGACUUUGGAGGUGGAAAGAGUGUUUCUGGUCUGACUGGCAUCGCUGGAGGUACUUUUGGUAUUUCUGGAGGUGUAAUGGGCUCCACAGCCGCCCCUCUUCAGUCCACUAACCCGUUUAUGAGUGCAGCGGGGCCUGGUUCGCCCGCUGUGGCCCGGGCUCAGGCGGUGGCGGGCGGCUCAGCUCCGGGCAGCCCUUUCUUUCAGCCCUUCUCAUCUCCAUCUCACUCGCUUCAGAGCAGCCCGGCGCGGAGCUCAGAGCCCAGCUUGUCCAACCUGUACGUCCCGCUUGAGUCCAUCAGACCCAGUAAAGUCUUACCUGUGACGGUGUACGAUAAGGACGGAGUCCGUGUUCUUAUGCACUUUGCGAUGGACUGUCCGCCGGGUCGCCCGGACGUCCUGGUCAUGGUGGUGUCGUUGCUCAACACGGCGCCGUUACCCGUGCGAAACAUAGUGCUGCAAGCAGCUGUGCCCAAGUCUAUGGGAGUGAAGCUUCAGCCUCCAUCAGGUACAGAGAUCGCGCCCUUUAACCCCAUCCUGCCCCCCGCAUCCAUCACUCAGGUCAUGCUGCUCGCCAACCCUCUCAAGGAGCGUGUGCGUUUGCGCUAUAAGCUGGCGUAUCUUCUGGGAGAGCGUCAGUAUUCGGAGGUCCGAGAGCUGGAUCAGUUUCCUCCAGCGGACAGAUGGGGCUCCCUGUAGAUCUCUCCCUUUACCUGCUCGAACUCUUUAGUGUUCAUUCCCAAGUAUUGUCAUUCAUUUGUGCUGUUUAUUUAUUUUCAAUCAGUGUUUUACUGUAGCCUUGUGAAGCAGCAUUUGAUGCUUGAUGUUUUACGCGAAAAUUCAAGCUGGAUAUUAAUACAAUAACACGAUGUCAGUGACACACAUGAUGGUCAGAAGCAGAAGCGCGUGCUUCAGAGAUUGAUCUUUUGUGUGCUGCCAAUACAGAGGUUUAUGGAAAUCAUAGUUUCUGUCAAAAUACCAUAGUAAAACAAGAAUAACUGGCACUUUCAACAAAUAGAGUACAAAGUUAUUAGAAAAUUUUAUUUAAAAAAAUUAUUAAUUUAUGUGAAAGAAGUUUAAUACAACAAACUUGACUGAAUGAUUUAUGUAUUAAUUUAGGCUAAAUUUAAAGACUUUUACCAGUGAUAUUUUAGUAUCAUUGAGAUACUAUAAUAGUUGUUUUUAAAAUAGUUUUAUUUUUGUAUUUUGUUUUCAUUUACAGUUUUAGUAACUAGUUUUUGCUGUUUUUUUGUCAUUUUUAUUACUUAAUGUUUUUUUCAUAUAUGUAUAUAGUUUUUAUUAUUUGUAUUUCACUUUUUUAGCUACUUUAGUUCAUUAAGUUAAACGAAAAUGAAAAAUGUAUGACACUUAGCUAAGUAAAAUGUUUUUAAUUUUUUUCAACUAACAAAAUGUAAAAGAAAAAAGUAAAAUGUUUUUAAGAUGUAAGUUUUAGUCAACUUUAACAACCUUGUAACCAAUUGUGGUAUUUUAUUUAGUUAUUAUAUUAUAUAUAUAUAGAGAGAGAGCGAGAGAGAGAGAGAGAAGUUUAUUCAGUUUAUAGGUGUCAUGUUUAUUUAGGGGGAAAAAAAUGAAACUAGAGUUGUAAACUGCUCUAAACAUGUCUGAAGUUUGGUAACUGUUGCAAAAAUAUAAUUAGGUGAGCAGCUCUUUUCAUUGUCUACUUGUUGAAAAAUUAAACAAAAUUGACCUUUUUCAAGCACUGUAGUAACUGUGGUAUUUUGACGUAAACUGUGGUAAAUAGUGGUAAACUCAGAAGCCGAGCUGAUCCUGAUGGUGUCACGUGACCUCGCUGCUGUCCGUGGAGAGUAUUAAACCGUGAUUUCACUCUGUUCAGACAGUUCUAGGUGUUCUCGCGCUCUUCUCAACAAGCAUUUGAACUUUGCUGUUUCUAGAGCUAGACGAUUUAUUUCAUGCAAACUUCAACUCUUGAAGUCAUGAAGCGUCAGAACGAAUGUACCUGCCGUCAAAUGUGUUUACAUGGAGCACGCUGUGAGAUUACACACAUAACGUCAGAGUAGCAUUAUGUUGUCUAUGUUGAGUUUUUAUCUGCCUGUGUUAUAGUUCAGCACUGUUUGUUUUUUGUUUUUUAUUGCUGUUAUAGGGACCCUUGGACGUUUCAGCAUUACAGUCUGUCUCAGAGAGCCAACAGCCUUUAUUGAAAAUAUUAUAUUUGUUUAUUUAAUUGUGACAUAUUUACAUAGUGUGUUUACCCGCAGGUUAUGCAACCAAGAUCUUGAUGGAGGAUGAAUUGCAUUUGAAUACGAGUUCUUCAUAAGUCAGUCAGAUUGGAUGUGUGUUGUUAGUUAUGUGGAGGCAUCAUCAGUCAGUCCUAUGAGCGUUUCGCUUGAUUGGAUUCUUUUAAGCGCUGUAGCGGAGCAAGUGAGCAUUUUAUUUAAAGGAGUCAUAUGAUGCGAUUUCAAGUUUUCCUUUCUCUUUGGAGUGUUACAAGCUCUUGGUGAAUAAAGAAGAUCUGUGAAGUUGCAAAGACUAAAGUCUCAAAUCCAA